Molecule: messenger RNA, 6679 nt
Organism: Onychostoma macrolepis
Lineage: Eukaryota; Metazoa; Chordata; Actinopteri; Cypriniformes; Cyprinidae
Gene: cdk16
Product: cyclin dependent kinase 16
Exons: 17
Coding region: 515-2089 (524 amino acids)
Biological process (GO): exocytosis; neuron projection development; protein phosphorylation
Cellular component (GO): nucleus; cytoplasm; synaptic vesicle
Molecular function (GO): protein kinase activity; ATP binding
Source: RefSeq, a predicted model, not a curated record
GGGACGCAUAAUCUACAGAAUCAACCUAAUCAGGAAUAUAUCAUAAUAAAACGUAGAUAUAUCUUAAAAACGUGUUAUUUACACGAGAAAUAGCUCAAUGACAUAAUGACACGUUCCCCAACCUAUCCAAUGAGUGAGUGACUCCUGAAUCUAUUCGCAGCUGCUCUGUAGCUUCCAUGAUCCACUCCAGUCCGGAUUUGGCAAGGAAAGGAACAGCUGCUGUAACGUUUUAGCAAUUUCAGGAAAGAAGGAACCGUGGUGAGACAUGCGGGGUGUAGAGGAGUUGCUCCAGCAGCAUUGGAGACUGGACAAACAGCAGCAGCAGCAGGAGUAGAGGAUCAUGGCCGAGGACUAUUGGGAGAGCGCGGCCGCUUUGGGAUAUUAUUACUGCUGUUAAGAUUACACGAGCAAUACACACUCAUUUACACAAGCACACACGGAUCUCAACUCCACGGGGCGGUUGAACAGUGGCAGCCCCACCACCCCCUCAUCUCGGCCCCCCAUACCCCCACUGAUGGACCGCAUGAGGAAGAUCAAACGGCAGCUGUCCCUGACGCUGCGAGGGGGUAACAGCGGGGACAAGACCUUGAGCGAGACCAUCAGCUCUCAGGACACAGGAGCACACAGUGAUUCCGAGGCCAUGCCAGUUGGCGGCAGUGGUGGUCUGCGGGGUUCAGUGAGAGGUUCGGGGAGUUCCUUCAGCAUGCACUCCCUUCUGCAGUCCUACAGCAGCGCCCUGCGCAGACCACGCAGCCUGGGCCGCAGUCUCAGCUCCUAUCUCAACCACACCACGCGCCUCGAAAUCGUCCAUGAGGAUGUAAAAAUGGGUUCAGAUGGAGAAAGCGAUCAGGCUUCGGCCACUUCCUCUGAUGAGGUGCACAGCCCCGUCCGAGUUCGUCUGAGAAACAACCCCGGUCGCAAAAUUUCCAACGAGGACAUAAACAAACGUCUGUCUCUGCCUGCUGAUAUCAGGCUUCCUGAUGGCUACCUGGAGAAAUUCAGCCUCAACAGCCCCCUGUUUGACAAACCGCUCAGCCGGAGAUUACGCAGAGUAUCGCUGUCUGAGAUUGGAUUUGGGAAGUUGGAGACGUAUGUAAAACUGGAUAAACUAGGAGAGGGCACCUACGCUACAGUAUAUAAAGGCCGCAGUAAGUUGACGGAUAACCUGGUGGCUCUGAAGGAGAUCCGUUUGGAGCACGAGGAAGGAGCUCCGUGCACUGCCAUUAGAGAAGUGUCUCUGCUGAAGGACCUGAAACACGCCAAUAUUGUGACUCUUCAUGACAUCAUCCACACUCAGAAGUCUCUUACGCUCGUGUUCGAGUACUUGGAUAAAGACCUGAAACAGUACCUAGAUGACUGUGGAAACAGCAUUCAUAUGCACAAUGUCAAGCUGUUCCUGUUUCAGCUGUUGCGAGGUCUGAACUACUGUCACAGACGUAAAGUUCUUCACCGAGACCUCAAACCUCAAAAUCUCCUGAUCAACGACCGCGGGGAGCUAAAGCUGGCUGACUUUGGUCUUGCACGAGCAAAAUCGAUUCCCACCAAGACCUACUCCAAUGAGGUGGUGACGCUUUGGUACCGCCCCCCUGACAUCCUGCUGGGCAGCACCGACUAUUCCACUCAGAUUGACAUGUGGGGUGUUGGCUGUAUCUUCUAUGAGAUGUCUACAGGUCGACCCUUGUUCCCGGGCUCCACGGUGGAGGAGGAGCUGCACUUUAUCUUCAAACUGCUCGGUACGCCCACAGAGGAGACCUGGCCCGGAAUAACCUCCAACGAGGAAUUCAUCUCCUAUAACUACCCCCGGUACCGCGCCGACUGUCUCCACAACCACACUCCACGAUUGGACAAUGAUGGAGUUGAACUUCUGUCGAAACUGCUGCAGUUUGAGGGGAAGAAACGGAUCGCAGCAGAGGAAGCCAUGAGACACCCAUACUUCCACUGCCUGGGAGAGAGAAUUCUCACACUGCCAGACACUACAUCAAUAUUUGCACUUCAAGAAGUUCAACUGGAGAAGGAGCCUGGAAUGAGGACGAAUUCCCUGUCAGAAUCGGUCAACAGCAUAUCUCAACGGCAGAGUCUGCUCUUCUGAGGGCAUGUGGGGCGGCUCGGGACGGGGAGGACGCGUUGAGACGUUUCCUGUCGUGAAGAUGAAGGGAUAUCUGUUUUUCAUUUCUCUGUCUGAGUCAUUGGCUAGUCCUGUGGCAUUAUGUGUUUAGAAGGGGUCACUGUAGUUGUUUACAUGGAGAGGCUGAGGAUGUUGAUUUGUGUAUUGUUUAUUUGUUUCGAAUAAUGCACUUCCCCUUCCCUGUUCACAUUACAAACAUGUUCUUCCUGUUUUGCUGUACCUUCUCGACACGGUUGCGUCAAUCCAGCCGCUGUGCUCAACCAAUCAGACGCAGAAUGUUAUUGGAUGACCUGACUCUUCAUCCUUUGACUGAAACAAAUCAGCCUGGUUUCUUUGCAAUACUUCUCAAUUGUAAUGUAAAAGGAAGGCCAGUUUAUGAAGGAACGUGUCAUGAAUGCUGUUAAUAUCCAGAAGCCAAGUCACUCUAGUCUUCCAGAAAAUGGUCCCCUUCAUUAGUGUCAUCAGCCCUCCCAUCCAAAGACGAACAUUUAGUACUAUGCCAACACAAUGGUUCAUUGUAAUCAACCGUAAUCUGUGUUAUUUGUAUUCAUCGGAACAUUGACGACAUGUCAGAUUUUGUUUUUGUUUGCAAAAGCAUUUCACUUUUAAGUUGUUGUUUACAUGUUUUUUUUUUUUGCCAUGCAAUACAGUUUGAUCAUCUAGAAAACGGUUUCACCAAAGAACCCCAUGCCGUCUCUCUAUCCCUAUUGGUUUGAUUUAUGAGCUUCCAUUUCCAUCAUCAUGUUCAAGUGAACCCUCGAUCAGCUACACUGUGUCAAGGACGAAUUAUUAGUGCAACGCAACUUAGAACGUUUGACUUGCAUUGAGGAAAGCCUCCGAUAAUCUCGACGCAGUCUUGUUGAUAAUUCUUCCAUUACUGCAGCUCUUACGCCUGUCACUCUGGGUGAAAACCGAGCUGAUUUCUAUGUCGGUUCAGUCAGGGCGAUGAGAACUCCUAAUGGGAUGCUCGGGCGCAUGCGGAGAACCGGUCGAAUUGUAUAGGGCUCAGGUUUCUGUCACUCUGCAGAACAGCUGAGUGCGGUGGAUAAUGUUCUGCAUCUCGGCCCGGUUGUUCAUACUCCGCAGGUUUUGGAGCGCAUUGGUGUCGCGUAACACACCGCAGAUUCAAAACGCUACCGUCCUCUGGCGUGUGCGAUUCAGGGUCUCUCUGCACAAUGUCUGCGAUUUAUACAGUCCCACAAAUGUGAUUUAUUGGGUGAAUCUCUGGGGGGGAAAAAAAGUGUCAAGGUGAUAUUUCACCCUGAAAUUACGAGAAAAAUAAUACAUUUGAUUUUAUUUUAUUUUAUUUAUUUAUUUAUUUUUAGGACUGUUAAUCUUUUUUCUUUUUUGCAUUGUGACAUCAUCAGCAAUUAGUCUCAAAAUUCUUAUUCCUGUAAUAAUAAUAAUAAAAAAUAAAAAAUUUAAAUAGUAAAAAACUUUUGUAAAUUGCUAAAAUACAGUGUAUUUAAUAUAUUGUAUUUUUUAAAGCAUAUAUGCAUAGUAAUAUUUGUUAUACUCUUUUUGCCGGUGCAAAUCAUUUUAUAGUAACUUUUUCCUGUAAUACAGCAUAAUUUUACUGUAUUAUGAGAAAUGCAGUCAAAAGUAAAAAAAAAAAUAAAACUUCCAAGCGCAUUACAGUAGUAACAAGGGAAAUUUACUUUGUAAGCAAAAAAAUGUCACCAUGCAAAAAAAAAAAAAAAAGACAAUUUAUUUUAAUGUAAAAUAUAAUUCCUUUUUUGUCUCUUUAUUUCUGGGUGAAAUAUCACUAGAUAUUUUUGCAAGAUUCACCCCAUUAGAGCUGAAUGCAGAGGCGAUUAACACUUGUUCUCAGUUUCCGUCGGUGUUACUUUUAGUAAAUAUCAAAUUUUUUUCAAUUAAUUCAAGCAAUCCCAAAAUGUUUGGUCUGGUGAUAGAUUGUGACUUCCCUUCCUCCCUGUUGGAGAUGACCCGUGAAUACCUGUGCUGCAUAUGUGUGCGUGAGAGACGCUCUCGACGAGGAGAAUGCAGACUUGCAUGGCAGUGUUGUAUAGUUGAAGACUGUGGUACCUUGUAAAUAGCCUUAGAAUGUUUUUUGCAGAUCAGAAGUGUGGAGGGUGCAAUGAGAAGGUCCUCCUAACAAUGUAUAAUUUUUAAAGCAAAGAAGAAUAUCAUUUUUGUUAUACUUAUCAUUGAUGACAUUGUUCAUUGUGUUCUUUUUUUUUUUUUUUUUUUUUUAAAUAAGAUGUAGUAACCAGACGUUACUACCGUAGGAGACUCAUGUGGUGUAGAUAUUUGGUUUUGAUGUUUGUUAGGAUGAAAACGGCUCAUCUACUUGAAAGCUUUCAUCUGGAAUGAGGAUGGACUACGGUGAAAGGGCUUCAAUGGAUAAGCGUGGCCAACUGUUCAUUACUGCGCAAUAAUUGCUAAUUUACGCAAUAACCUUUUCUUUGAAAACCCUCUUGAUUUGAAAUGAAUUUGGUUCUGAUUUCGGCAUGCAUUGCAUGUCAUUAAAUAUAAAAGACGCAAAAAAUGCCAGAAAUUGUCAUGCAAAAACUCAAGGCUGUUUUAUUGCCCAUUUUAUGUGGAAUUUAAUAAGUGUGGUUUUGAUAUGAUUGCAGGUGAAAUGCUUUUAUACACGGAGACACUUUGAGCAAAUACGGACUUCAUACGGUUUUCAGUAUGUUUAUUUUGUACAACUCAAUCUUUUAGAAUGGGCAUUUUAUGCGAAACAAAACUUGAUCAUUGAUCAGUACAGUAUUAUUUUCUUUUGCAAUUGUAUACACUUAAAAAGCCCAAAGUUUCAGAAUUUUCAGCCAUUUUACUGCUCUUCUCAAGUUGGCGUUUGUCUAUACGUGAAUGCAAGAAGGGAGAGAUGCGGUCUGCUGUUCUGGAAAUGUUUGAAGCGGUUUAAACACAUUAAGCAAUACUGUUCAUUGUUAAUGUACAUUUCACAUCUCAUGGAUAUCUAAUGCAGGAAAUCCUCUCAGAUGGCCAUAGUAUAUUUUCAGUAAAUAAUUAUGCAUAUAUGAGUGGUCACUUGUUCUGUUUGAGUCUAGGGAUGUUAACCACGAAUAACAGUUGUAAAAUGUUUGAUGCAAUGCUAAAAAUCCCUUUUGUUUAUAAUCUUUGAGUUCUUGCAAUUGUCAAUAUUUACACCCAAGAAUAUGUGGAUCGGAAGUAUGUUGACAUGGAAAAUCUUACAGUACACAAAUAUGGCUGACUGUUACUUCCUGUUGCUUGUAUGAAUGCUGAACUCCUUUCCAACCGACUUGAUCCAUCUCUGUUAAUUAUGAAGCAGGAAGUGGACUCAUUUGAAUAUUGGCACAAACAAGCUGUAAAACAUUCAGGUGGAGCAGAACAAAUGUGAAUAAUAUUUGCUGGCAAUAUAAUCAAUGUCCCAAACUUGAGUUUUGUUCUAUUUUUUUUUUUGUUUACAUGUGUCUUUUCAAAGUUUAAGAACAUUUGGGUAACUCGUAUUUACAGGUAAUCAUAUAUUUAUAAGUUUGCAUGUUCGUUACAUAUUAAAAAUAAUUCCCCAUAUAUAUAUAUAUAUAUAUAUAUAUACGUAAACCCAAAUCCACACACAAUCGGAUCAGUCACCACAGUAACCCGAAAAGAUUUUAUCAUGUUGACUACAUUACAUUAAUGACACUCACUAUAACAAGUGCUUUGUCAGCUUGUGGUUUUAACAUAUCCAGGAAACUCAAUUUAUAUGUCACCCAGAGUUGGACUUGUUCAGAUUCCACUAUUAAAGAAGGCUUCAUGUUAAUUAGGUUCAUGCAUGAGUCAGUAAACUCUACGAGAUUAAUGUGCGAAUCCAAGAGGUUGGUUUUGAAUCAACAUCUAAAUGUGCCUUUUAGAAUCAAUUGAAAAAAUAAUACAGUUUUGGUAUUUAAAAUUAGUUUGCAUUGUCAGCACAAAUGGCACCAAACUGACUCCCUAUCAUAUGAACAUUUCCAUAUAAAACACAAGUUUGAGGAAGGUUUAUAUUUUUAACAGAGAAGGAAAUCAUAUGUUUCUGAUGACACACACACAUGGCUCACAGUGACCACGGAUGGAAACCAGAAUGAAGCUGAAGUGACAAGAACUGCUUUUAUUUCACAUUAUUAUUUCAAAUCCAUCACGCAUUGACAAUAUUUUUGUGACCUUUUUAGCAGCUAUAUAUUUAAAAUUGGGAUUUCAAACUUGAUAUGUGUUUUCCUUGAUAUAUUAUAAACCAAUGCAGUUCUUUUUCAGUUCGAGAUUCCUGAGAAGUAAAUAUGCGCCUCAACAUGUAUAAUACAGCAGCUUGGUUCGUCGACUGUUUUUCCGCUUUUGUUAUUGGUCAAUGCCAAAGUUAUCCGAAGCCUUGCAUGGGUUGGUGUUUAAUUUUUCCAAGGAAUGUUAUAAUGCUGACACCCUGCUUUGUGUUUCUUACUGAGCCAGUUUUACUGCAGAGAAUUACUGUUUAUGAUAAAAACCACAUACUUAUAACCCCAGUAUUCCCACACACAUCUUUAAAAAUGUUAUAUAAUUCUGUUCAUUUAUUGUAUCAAAGAUAUACAAUUCAAUAAAGGUAUGUACAUUUCUGAACAA